CCUCCAGAGCAAGGAGGAGCCUCCCCCUCCAGCUAAGCAGUAUUUACACUUGUUGCCAGCUGGAGGAGGAGAAUCUGCAUCAGCUCAGAGCUUCGGUGGCACUGGGAGAGCUUGUCAAAGCUCACAGCUGCUGCUAACUUUCCUGCACAUUUUUGAAGCUUGUCUUAUCCCAGUUCCUUGCUCAAACACAAACUGGGAGACCGGAGGAUUGUAUCCAGGCCUGACCCUACUGGACUCUGCAGGAUUUGCCAUCUGCAUAGGUUAAAGCAGACCUUCUGUCCCAGAUCCCUGCCUGGCUCAGGUUAGGUCACAGUGAAGACAAGAAUACCAGGAUGCCUAAGAAAAUGCCAAGGGACUGCCAGACCCCCAGGCAUCACAGCAAGAGGAAAAGGGGUUUGUUGUUGCCUCUGCCACCGCUGCCGCCACCACCACUACCCCCAUCAGCUGCACCAUCUUCAUCAUCUUUGCCUUCAUUGUUUUUUUUCCCAACACAACGGUGCCAUCCCAGUCUCUUCAAAAAGUGUGCACAAGAAAUCCGUCAGAUACACUGCAAACAGGACUACUUUGCAGUAGUAGAGAAAAAUGGGAGCGUUAUCAUCUUUGACCAAGGAGAUGAACACCAGGGUCAUCCCAGGAAACCUAGACAUGUUAAUUUAAGAAAGAAUACGCGGGUGGAUUGCGUGGACACUGAAGCUACCCAUAUGCUCAUUCUCUCCUUGGAAGGCAAACUAUCUGAGCACAGUGUUUCAACCACAACGAAGUCUGAAAUAAGACUUUUGGAAGAUUUAGGAAACAAGCCUAUUGUUCAGAUUGCAUGUGGAGACCAUCAUUCUAUGGCACUGUCUAAAGGAGGUGAGCUCUUUACCUGGGGAAAGAAUUCCCAUGGCCAGCUCGGAGUCGGAAGCCAGAUCACAUUCACCAAGAUGCCACAGCUGGUGAAGGACCUCCAGGGCAUCCCUGUAGCUCAGAUUGCUGCAGGAGGAGCUCACUGUCUUGUCCUAUCCCUGUCAGGGGCUGUCUACUCAUGGGGAAAGAACAGUUUUGGACAGCUGGGACUGGGGUACACAAAAGACGUGGCUUUCCCUGAGUAUAUUACAGCCCUAGAACAUAAGAAGACUGUGUUUGUCUCAUGUGGGGGUGAGCACUCUGCUGUUCUCUCAAAGGAUGGAUUGGUGUGUACCUUUGGAGCAGGAGGGCAUGGACAGCUUGGUCACAACUCCACCAGGAAUGAGCUGACCCCUCGACUUGUGGCUGAACUUUUUGGAGCACAAGUGUCUCAGAUUGCAUGCGGAAGAUGGCACACCCUCGUCUAUGUCUCCUCCUUGGGAAAAAUCUAUGGAUUUGGUUCCAGAGAAGAAGGGCAGCUGGGAAACGGGGACAAGUCAUCUCAGUUAAUACCACUUCCCCUCAAACUCCCUUUGAAUGAGGAGAAUGGUAGAAAACACAACCAGGAGAAUGGUACUUCAGGCAAUGGGAUUAAAAUUAUUGCAGGAGGAAACCAAAGCAUUGUGCUGUUCUUGAAGGAAAAGGAUCCAUAUAUUAAUCUGAAUGGAAUUGCUGUGGUGAACAAUGAAAAGUUGGACAAAUGGAUUUCUUGUUCAGAAGCUCAGCAGUGGGAACAUGUAAAGAAGAAUAUUAGAUUGAUCUUUUCAUCUGUGGCUUGUGUCAAUGGAAGCUUCUUGGAAAAAAGAGACAAACAUUUUGGAACGUCCCAUAAAAUAUCAGGUGUAGAUGUAUCAGAAGUGCUGAUUUUUUAUGAGAAGAUCAAGAAGAAGCCAAGAGUCUUUCAGCAGGUGAUAAAGGAAACUGAGAAACUGCUGAAAUCACUGCCUUCCUCUUCCCUCUCACCUGAGGCCCUCAGGGUCUACCUGAUUAUGCCGGUCCUCUUACGGGGACAGGAUGACCAAUCUAAUCAGCUCCUUGGCUUAUUAGCAGAAGCCAUCCUGAGACUCCAGCACAAAGACCUGCAGGUUCUAGAAUCCUUAUGGUCAAAUCUAGAAACACCUUUUUUCAAGGAUCUUGUGAACCUAUAUCAAAGGCUUUGUAGAAUCAAUCUCUCUCACUUAACAAUUCAAGCCAAAACAUUUAAAGAAUUGACCUAUGGGCCACGGGUGGAGAUGACCUCAAGAGUCCUACAGAUUCUUUACCAGGUGAAUUGCAAAGCCGGGUUCAAAGUACAAGAAAACAACUUCUAUGUACCCGAAAUGAAAGAGAUUUGGCAGCAAGAUUGGUGUAUUGAUGCGUUCUUAAAUGAAGAUGAGUUUGGGAGACUAGUUGCUUCAAAGUCCACGGAAAUGAUGAUUUUACAGAAGCUGACAAAGUACCCAUGCAUCUUUGACAUGAAAGAUAAGAUUAAGGCUUACAGGGUGGCCUGUCAGUGGGUACACUUGUCAAGACCCACUCAUCCAUUUGUUUUGCACGUUAGAAGAGAACACCUGGUGAAUGAUACCUUGCAGACUCUAAGGAUCAGAGUGCCUACAAUGUAUGGGGAACCUUUAAAAGUGAAGUUUCAUGGUGAACCAGGAAUAGAUGGCGGUGGUUUGUCUCGAGAGUUCUUCCGGAUCAUUACCAAGGAGCUAUGUGAACCAAAAGCACAGAUAUUCAGACGUUUUGAACGCUCCAGUCUGAUUUGGUUCCCCAGCCAGGUAUCAGGACACCAAGACAUCUUUCACCUGAUUGGGAUCCUCUCUGGAAUGGCUCUGUUUAACUUUCACAAAGUUCCCUUUCCUUUCCCAUUGGCUCUGUACAAGAAGAUGCUGGAUACCCCACCGACUCUGGAAGAUUUAAAAGAGCUGUCCCCCACAGAAGGGAGCAAUCUUCAGAAAGUGCUGGAUGAAGAAUAUGAUGACAUUCUGGAACAAAUGAUGUUGGAUUUCACAGUAAUGAAGAAAGAAGGAGAAUCUAUAGUUACUGUUGAACUUAAAGAAAAUGGUGCAAACAUUCCCAUCACUAAGCAUAACAGGAAAGAAUAUGUUGAUGCCUAUGUGAAUUAUACAUUCAAUGAAUCUGUGAAGAAGCCAUUUAAGGAUUUCAUGGAUGGAUUUUUAAGAGGCUGCCCAGCCAACGGGUGGAGAAUCUUUCUUUCCACUGAACUCCAGGCCGUUUUCUGUGGACAUACCAAAUAUGACUGGCAGCUGCUAGAAAAGGUAACUCAGCCAGGCAGACAUGUAGCUGCUCAACUGGCUGGACAUACAUUUCCUGUGCCUUGUUCCUUUUUUGAGUUUAUGGUUCAUGAGUGA
Alligator sinensis (Chinese alligator) is the source of this 3239-nucleotide messenger RNA. RefSeq names its product E3 ISG15--protein ligase HERC5-like. The coding region runs from base 333 to 3239 and encodes 968 amino acids. Lineage: Eukaryota; Metazoa; Chordata; Crocodylia; Alligatoridae. The record is from RefSeq and is a predicted model, not a curated record. Gene Ontology annotation, biological process: protein ubiquitination; ubiquitin-dependent protein catabolic process. The transcript is spliced from 22 exons. Gene Ontology annotation, molecular function: ubiquitin protein ligase activity.